AUCGAAUGCAUUAACUCUCCGGAAUGGUCAGACUUGGACGUACGCGUGUUGUCCUUCCCGGAAUUUUGCUACUUUCCGCCGAUAAUAGAGACAUUCGAAUCAAUGUUCAUCAACAAUUGUGAUUUAUCGACUAACAACAGUUUAGGCGAAAUCACGCAAACGCUAGGAAUCACCAGCGUGAUAAAGCUGGUCUUUCAAUUGCACAAGAAAUUGAACAAACUCAAGCAUCAUUUAGAGCAUUAUUUCGAAAAUUUGAAGUCUCUGUCCUUAACGAACAACAAUGUGUCCUACGCAGAUAAAGAUCUAUUAGCUGGUCUAGUCAACUUAACGAACCUCAACUUGCGCGACAACAAUUUACACCAAGUCACAGGAUUUUUCAACUACACCCCCAAAUUGCGGUUGCUCGAAUUGAGCGACAAUGCACUGCAAUCGAUAGAACCAGGCACAUUCGACAAUCUGAAAAAUCUGUUGAUUCUCAAUUUAUCGGUAAAUCAUUUAACCGAGCCUCGGUCGGGAAUUUUCGACGAGCUCGUCGCUCUCCGAGAGCUCGAUCUCAAUACGAAUGACAUGGUCAGGUUACCGGAAGACAUCUUCGCGAAGCUCGAAAACCUCGACGUUCUCAACUUAUCUCGAAACAAUUUCACAAAUUUACCGAAGAAUCUGUUACAAAAUAACACGAAACUACGCAAUUUCACUCUGUUUGACAACAAGCGAAAUAUGACAACCUUGCCAGAUGCAUUUUUCGCUAAUUUAGCGAAACUGGAGGUGUUGGAAUUGAAAAGGAACGGAUUUGUCACGCUACCGGAAGAUCUCUUCUGGGGAUGUACUUCGCUAAUUAAUAUCAAUUUGGAACGAAACUAUCUUCGAACCUUACCUAAAUACAUAUUCUGGGAUUUGAAGGAACUCAAAAUUUUGAAAUUAAAUUUUAACAAUCUUGGAAAUUUGCAUAAUUUGAUCUUCCGGGAUACCGAGCAUUUAGUAAAAAUAGAUUUAUCAAAAAAUCGAAUUACCUCCAUUUCCAAGUACGUUUAA
Messenger RNA from Temnothorax curvispinosus, 1032 nucleotides. RefSeq names its product carboxypeptidase N subunit 2-like. Gene Ontology annotation, molecular function: protein binding. Lineage: Eukaryota; Metazoa; Arthropoda; Insecta; Hymenoptera; Formicidae. Gene Ontology annotation, cellular component: extracellular matrix. The record is from RefSeq and is a predicted model, not a curated record. The transcript has a single exon. The annotation marks the transcript as partial.